UGAUGAGGAGCUUUGUGGCUUUCCCUUUCUUUUUGAUUUUCUUUCUUGUUCGAUCAUAGCAAGGCUCCAUCCGUUUCGCGUACCAUGACUUUUGAAUAAUUUACUUUUUUUCCUCUCCAGCCCUCUUUUGAAUACCUCUCAUUUUAUCACUUCAGGCUAUUGCUCCCCGCUGUUAAAGCUUCAACUUCCGCACACAGCUUUGUUCGCAUCGCCUGUCCCCAUCGUCCAUCCAUCUCGAUAUCGACUUAAAAGCGCUAUCAAAAGGUUAUACGGUCGCUCCUUGAGCUUGGACAUGACGGUAGAGGAUCUGAGAAGCGCUCGCGGCGCAGUGCACGACUGAGUAUUCUGCGCAAUGCCUGGUGUCGUUGACGCUCCCGCCCCCUCUGCCUGGCCGGGUAUAGGGUUCACUGUUGCGCACCAGAAGGUUGAGCUGGAGCUGGACUUUGCAAAUAAGGGCCUUAAGGGGAAGACCGAGAUUACGAUCCAUCCACAUUACAAGGAACUUCGUGUUAUUCGACUGAAUUUUCGACAGGGCGAGAUUAAACGCUUAAAUGUCUGCGGAAAGAUACCGUCAAUGAAAUAUGUGGAUCCCUACGAAUCGCUUCAACUGUACGGCCCUCACUACCAUGGCCGACUGACCUCGAAUAUAGAAAAAUUGCUUAAGUCGCCGCCGGAAGCCGACCUGCUUGUGUCGGUUCCCAAAAGCGUUAGGAUUGAAGAACUCGACCCUUUCUCUCUCGAAGCCCAAGAUCAAAUGGCGCUGCGUGCGACUGGAACUGCCGAGGAUGCUGAAGGCCCUCUGAGCACGAAGGCACCAGACACGACACUCCCGCGGUUCACGGCAUUAACGGUGAACAUUGAAUUUACCAUUGAAAAUGUAAAGGAUGGUUUACAGUUUGUCGGGGUAGAGAACGGGGACAGGCGCUACCCGCACGCCUUCACAACAAAUUCGCUUGGAUACGGGGCUGGUUGCCCUCUAUUCCCUUGCGUUGAUGACGCUACCUCACGUUGCACCUGGGAGCUCUCGAUUAAAUGCCCGUGCUCUUUGGGGGAUGUGUUCGACCGUAAACCUCGCGAUUCAUCUGGCACCCACGCUUUUGGACGCUCUAAACCGACACCAAAUUCAGGUCGAUACAUCUCCCCAGAUGAUGAAGCUUUGGACCUACUGGUGGUCUGUUCUGGUGAUAUGACUGAUGAGAUUGUUGAUCCGAAAGAUCCUAGCAAGAAGACGGUAUCCUUCGCAUGCACCUCACCGCUAUCUGCCCAGCAAGUCGGGUUUGCUGUAGGCCCGUUCGAAUAUGUCAAUCUUGCUCAUUUCCGGGAAAGCGAUCAAGAUGAGCAGCUUGGCCAGAAUGCCAUUCCUUUACAUGCCUUUUGUCUUCCGGGGCGAGGCGAUGAGCUUAGGAACACUUGCUUUCCAAUGGCGAAGGCGAUUGAUUUCUUCUCGUUAUCAUAUGGAUCGUAUCCGUUUUCAAGUUAUAAAAUGUGUUUCGUAGAUGAUGCCCCCGAGAAUGUCUUGUCGACAGCUUGCUUGUCAAUCUGCAACAGCCAUCUCCUAUUCCCCGAAGAUAUUAUCGAUCCAAUGUACGACUCAACACGCGCUCUCGUUCACGGCCUAGCGUCCCAGUGGAUCGGUGUCAACAUCGUUCCAAAAGAACCCACUGACACUUGGGUCACAGUAGGCGUCGCAUGGUUUAUCACGGAUACAUUCAUGAGGAAGCUUUGUGGGAACAAUGAGCAUCGCUUUCGACUAAAACAGAUGUCUGAUCGAGUAUGCGAGCUGGACUAUGAGCGUCCAUCACUCUUUGACAUGGGCAAUAUAAUUCAGCUUGACUCGUCCGAGAUCGAUUUUAUCGCACUCAAAGCUCCUCUUGUGCUUUUCAUACUCGAUCGAAGGCUCACAAAAGCUAGUGGAAAAGCCACAAUGCCCCGUAUCAUUUCUCGACUCUUCCUCAAUGCUCGAAUGGGCGACAUACCAAACGGAGCAGUAUCCAGCUCGGUUUUCCAAAAGACCUGUGAGCGGCUCGGCCAUGCGAAACUGGACUCAUUUUUCCAGCAAUGGAUUUAUGGUGCCGGUUGCCCUCGUUUUCAAGCCACACAGAGGUUCAAUAAGAAGAAGCUCGUGGUUGAAAUGAUGAUAAAGCAAGUGCAAUCAGAACAGCCUAGCACACGCGAUCUGGACAAGAAUACGUUUAUGCGCGACGUCAAGGAGGAAAUUCGGAGUGUCUAUGCUGGUGCUGUCCAGCCGGUUUUUACCGGUUCUAUGACAAUUAGAAUCCACGAAGCUGAUGGUACACCUUAUGAGCAUAUUGUUGAGAUUAAAGAAGGCGUCACCAAAUUCGAUAUCCCUUAUAACACGAAAUACAAGCGUUUGAAGCGAAAUAAACGGCAAAAAGAACGCGCCGCUGCUGCCUCAGGGGGUGACCCUAAUGCAGAAACACAGGAAGACGUCUUGCUUUAUUGCUUGGGCGACGUACUCCAAAGCGAAGAAGAAAUUCAAGAGUGGAAGUUAGCUGAUUGGAGUAAGGAAGAUGAGGAGCGAAUGGGCCAGGAAUCUUAUGAAUGGAUCCGCAUGGACGCAGAUUUUGAGUGGAUCUGCAAGCUUUCACUGGUGAUGCCGGGUUAUAUGUACCUUUCACAGCUCCAACAAGAUCGGGAUGUAAUAGCCCAGCUAGAGUCUCUGCAAUAUAUGGCAGCCCAACGAGAACACUCUUUAAUUUCCACCAUUUUCGUCCGAACUCUUAUGGAUCGGAGGUACUUCUACGGAAUCCGUGUGGCUGCGGCAAAGGCCCUUGUUAAACAUGCCAAGGAAGAAAUUAAUUGGUUAGGGCUAUUUCAUUUGGAAAGAGCUUUUCAGGAAUUAUUCUGUCUUCCAGGGUCACCCAUGACCCGCUCGAAUGACUUCUCCGAUAGGGCUGCUUAUGUGCUUCAGUUGGUUAUCCCAGAAGCUAUCUCGAAAGUAAGGGACCCCCAUGGGAAAACCCCGAUGCGCGUGAAGCGUUUUCUCUAUGACAAGCUACGGUUCAAUGAUAACUCCAACAAUGAGUACUCGGAUAAUUUCUAUGUCGCUACACUUAUGCAGUCCCUUUGUCAUGCGAUGCUGGGAAAGGUCGAGUCCCGCUCCGAUGAGUUGGACGAUUUCGAUAUGGAGCGGGUGCUUGAGUCUCAGGCAGAAGAGAAAUUGGAGAAAGACGCCAUUGCCGAAAUUGAUCGAUAUCGGAGAAUGGAUGAAUGGUCCAGCUCAUACCAGAACAUCUAUUCUCGUUCUGCGCUACGCUGCCAGAUACAGCUUAUGCAAGCCAAGAUAACGGAGUUGGACAUCAUGCAGUUUCUACCAUAUACCAGGGCCGGCACAUAUGACCUUCUUCGUUUGGAGGCCUUCGAGUGUCUCGUAGAAACCGAUAUUUUCCAAAGUCCCGAACUCCUAAGGUGGUUCAUCUUUACCAUGUCGAGCGACUCUUCGUCUUGGCUUCGUCGGCGGCUUCAUUACCUAUUUGGUAAAGCGCUUGCUCCUGUGGCUUUUGGUCGCGAAUCAAAUACUAAGGCCCAGGCUUCCGGUGAUGGCUUGAUUAUUGAACAAGAAUCUUCUACCGAGGUCCGCCAAGCAGAUCUCGCGCGAAGGCAGACAGUCACUGGAGCCAUAGAAGCGCUCAAAGUUGAACUUAAAGGCGACCAAGUCCUCAAGGAGUCCCUGUGGGCCGCGUGCAACUCUCCGCACAUUGGUAUCCUGGAGCUUUCUGAAUUUGCUGACCUCUGCCGGAGCUUGUAUGAAGCGACCACUAGUGUGAAGGUUGCUCUGAAAUACCCGCGGUACUGGCAAGUAAAGCAUCUCGGGAAGGGGCACCUGCAUUUCACCCGCUCGAGCAAAUUCCGGACAUCACUUCCAUCAAAGGAUGCGAAUCCUGCAAAACGCAAACGCGAAGAGCCGGGUAUGCCACCUCCUGGUCCUCGCAUCACAUUCAAGCAGUCAAAACUUGGCCCAAGUACACCGUCAGCGAACCAAAGUCCUCGUCCGCAGCCAAUUACCAAGCUGCAUAUUCCGAAUCGAUCCUCCCCUAUACCUCAAGCGCCGCCCAAGCCACCAGCUACUCCAUCCACUCCAUCUACUCCUGGUGGUGGGGGAUUCAAGCUAAAAUUAAAAUUUGGCCAGAAGCCCAAAUAAUUUAAUGCGUCUUCUAUCAUUCUUCAUUCAUGUACCUUAUACUAUUGUUUUUCUUAUUCCUCUGUUUUGAAGGGAGGUUGGUAAAGGAGGCUCAUGGCGCGAGGGUGGAACGGAAUAUCGUUCUCGAUUUGAUUUUCUAUGGUUUUCCCUUCUAUUCCCCUGUUCCGGUUUUCUUUCUCAAAUGCGCGUCUGUUUUGCCGGUUUCAUGCCCAUUUAAUGCGGUAUUCUCGAGCCAUGUUAUGAUUGAUGCCUUGCAUAGCAAACAUCACGCUGCAUCGUCAAAAGAUUAUGUCACUCGAAAAGAUAUACCAAGGGAACCCUUGAAUUUGGUCCCUCAAAUAUUGAAACUGCAUUUUCCUCGUAAACAUGCUUGAGAUGAAAUCGAAGUGCAUUCGAUAGUUCCAAGAAAGCAGCCGACCCGUAAACUCCUUAUUGCAUUAUAUUAAUCCCACAAUGAAGGUAAUAUCCAGAGCUUCCUUUAUUUGUCGCUUAUACGUUCGAGAGC
Messenger RNA from Aspergillus alliaceus, 4667 nucleotides. RefSeq names its product transcription initiation factor TFIID subunit TAF2. The transcript is spliced from 4 exons. Gene Ontology annotation, cellular component: transcription factor TFIID complex. Gene Ontology annotation, molecular function: transcription cis-regulatory region binding; chromatin binding; RNA polymerase II general transcription initiation factor activity. Gene Ontology annotation, biological process: transcription initiation at RNA polymerase II promoter. The record is from RefSeq and is a predicted model, not a curated record. Bases 353 to 4162 code for a protein of 1269 amino acids. NCBI's taxonomy places the organism in Eukaryota, Fungi, Ascomycota, Eurotiomycetes, Eurotiales, Aspergillaceae.